AUGAAGCUUCCUGCCAUCUGUGCACUUUUCGUCGUCGCGGUUGUUGGCUCACCCACUCCUCCAUCUAGCGCUCAUUCCAACAUAGGCCGCACACAACGCAUUCUCCUCAACACCGCUGGUAGCAACUCAAAAGCGGUUGAUGUGAAGAGACAGUUUGAUUAUGUAUCUGAGAAGUAUGCUGCCACCAUGAAAGCCUACAAACAGAAUACUGGAUCUCCCCACCCAUUGAGCAGUCACCUCAGCAUUCGCUCGGUGACCAAGCGGGCCACAAAUGGAAAUGUACCCCUCACAAACUACAAUGCAGACCUUUGGUACGACUCGAUCGAAGUUGGCAUGCCUCCAAAACAAUUUACAGUGGUGUUUGACACUGGCAGCGCAGACCUCUCCAAAGAUUCUGAGGAGCCGUUCAUACUUGUCUACGGCUCUGGAGAGACAGUGGGUGAAGAGUACUCUGAUGUUGUUUCUGUUGGGGGCCCCAGAGACAAUAAUCAGACUCUCGGCACCGCAUCAGCAUAUUCACCAGCGUUCAGCAACUACCUGAAUUACCCCCCUGAUGAGUUCCAGGGAUCACCACUUGUCGAGACACUGAGCGAGAGCGGUCAACUGCUACAAAGUGUCCUGGGGUUCAAGUUGUCCACUACCAUGAGAGAUAGCGAAAUACCCAUCGGAGGAACAACCUCGAACCCCUACCGCUCCGACACACUCAUGUAUAUUCCUGUGACAAAGAGGGGCUACUGGCAGGUGGAGCUAGGCAGCAUUUCGAGAUCGGGGCAGGAGAUCAAUGGGUCACACUCCGUUCCUGCGAUCAUCGAUACCAGGAUCACCAUCGUCAUCACAUCUGAUUCAGUCGCACAAUGUUACUACACAAACAUAUCUGGCACUAUACCCCACCCAGUGGGCACAUAUACAUACUGGACAAUUCCAUGUGAUAUCAUGGAUUCAGCCGUGCCUACAUUCAUGUUUGGUGGACGCACCUUCACAGUAUCUGCGCAGACGUUCAACCUCGGGCCAGACACCAAUUCAAGCGACUGCAUGGGUGGGAUCGCUUCGUCUUCAGCACUGAAUUUCACGAUCAUUGGCGAUGUCUUUCUGCAAAAUGUGUAUUUGGUGUUUGAUUACGCAAAUAUGAGGGUAGGAUUUGCAGAGCUUACUUGA
This is a messenger RNA of Suillus paluster, 1155 nucleotides long. RefSeq names its product Asp-domain-containing protein. Gene Ontology annotation, biological process: proteolysis. Lineage: Eukaryota; Fungi; Basidiomycota; Agaricomycetes; Boletales; Suillaceae. The transcript has 8 exons. The record is from RefSeq and is a predicted model, not a curated record. Gene Ontology annotation, molecular function: aspartic-type endopeptidase activity. The coding region runs from base 1 to 1155 and encodes 384 amino acids.